AGUCAAGCAAUCAUGUCGCCAACUAAAAUUAUUGUUGUAAUCCUCGUUCUUGGCGCAUAUUCAAACACCCUUCAUUGUACCGACAUUGCGCCAUCUAGCGGUUCCAUAAAUUCGCCUACAGCUUUAGCAACUCAAUCUGAGGAAGGCAAGAGACACAAUAAGCGAAACGCGUUAAACCUGUACUAUAUGAUUCGAGAAAGCACUAAAUGUAGUGCGUGGGAUUUGGUGGGCUAUGGAAACUACUGUGGAUUCGGCGGGGCUGGUACACCGGUAGACGAUAUUGACAGCUGCUGUAAAAAUCACGACCAGUGCUACGACGAUGCUAUAAAGCACCACGACUGUUGGCGUGUCAAUAUCUACAUAAUGCCUUACGAUUGGAAAAUACACGAGGGGUCUCCCUACUGCGGCGACGAGACCAAUCGGUGUAGGAGGGAGAUAUGCCAAUGCGAUAAGGAGUUGACAGAGUGUUUGAAUAAGAUUGGGUGCCCCUAAGCCCUAAUGUGAAGUACACAUAAAAAAAGCGCCACCUACAACGGCGAUUAGUAUUUACUACCACUUAUUUAAAUUAAACGGACUAUAUCAAAACAACCACUUUAACAAAUUUGAAAUAAAAAAA
Cydia strobilella is the source of this 616-nucleotide messenger RNA. Its product is annotated as acidic phospholipase A2-like. NCBI's taxonomy places the organism in Eukaryota, Metazoa, Arthropoda, Insecta, Lepidoptera, Tortricidae. The transcript has 3 exons. Gene Ontology annotation, molecular function: calcium ion binding; phospholipid binding. Gene Ontology annotation, biological process: lipid catabolic process; phospholipid metabolic process; arachidonate secretion. The coding region runs from base 13 to 492 and encodes 159 amino acids. The record is from RefSeq and is a predicted model, not a curated record.